Molecule: messenger RNA, 2006 nt
Organism: Talaromyces proteolyticus
Lineage: Eukaryota; Fungi; Ascomycota; Eurotiomycetes; Eurotiales; Trichocomaceae
Product: putative ATP dependent RNA helicase
Exons: 3
Coding region: 52-1914 (620 amino acids)
Cellular component (GO): nucleolus
Molecular function (GO): nucleic acid binding; ATP binding; RNA helicase activity
Source: RefSeq, a predicted model, not a curated record
AUCGUCAGCAAGACAACAAAAGUUGUCAUUAAAUCAAAUUUGAUUUUCAAAAUGAAGAGAAAGCUCGACGAGAACGAUGUGCCAUCGACGGAGGUAGCAGAAGCCGUCAGUCAAAAUGAAUCCACCUUUGAGACGCUCAAUCUCGACCCGCGAAUUCGCCAAGCGCUGGUGAAGGAGAAAUUCUCCAAGCCGACACUUGUGCAAGCCCAGGCUAUCCCACUUGCCCUCGAGGGUAAGGAUAUUUUAGCCCGAGCGAAAACCGGUUCUGGCAAGACCGCCGCAUAUGUUCUCCCAAUUCUUCAAUCCAUUCUUCGAAGAAAAGCCAACGAGCCUUCGUUGAAAGCGACGUCUGCCCUUAUUCUUGUCCCGACAAGAGAACUGGCCGACCAGGUGCAGCGGGUUGCUACUUCGUUUUCAUCUUUUUGCGGCAAGGAUAUUCGCGCAGUCAACCUCACUCAGAAAGUUUCAGAUGCAGUCCAACGUGCAAUGCUUGCGGAUUUCCCGGACAUCGUCAUCUCCACACCGGCCCGUGUUCUGGCGAACAUUAACAGCUCUGCACUGUCUCUCAACGAACUCACGCAGCUGGUCAUUGACGAGGCUGAUUUGGUACUGUCGUAUGGCUACGAAGAUGAUAUCAAUGCCCUUUCCAAAGCCGUGCCUCGAGGUAUUCAGACAUUUCUGAUGAGCGCAACGCUUACCGCCGAGGUCGAUACUCUGAAAAGUCUGUUCUGUAGGAACCCUGUGAUUCUUAAAUUGACCGAGGCCGGGGAUGAAGGAGGCGGCAUUUCGCAGUUUGCUGUUCGAUGUGCCGAAGACGAGAAAUUCCUACUCACAUACGUCAUCUUCAAACUGGAGCUUGUCAAGGGUAAAUGUAUCAUCUUCGUCGGCGACAUCGACCGAAGCUAUCGUUUGAAGCUCUUCUUGGAGCAGUUUGGUAUCAAGAGCUGUGUCCUAAACUCGGAACUGCCUGCGAAUUCUCGAAUACACGUUGUUCAAGAGUUCAACAAAGGCGUUUACGACAUCAUCAUUGCCGCCGAUGACCAAGAAGUCUUGGGUACAAAGAAGAGUAAAAAACCAUCUGCUUCCAAGGACGGUGCAUCCAACGACGUUGAUGACGCGGAAGCAGAAUUCGAAGAAUCUAGCGACGACGAAGCCGCUCAGGAACCGUCGACAAAAACACCCAGCAACAAGAAACAGAAAUUAACUGGCAAACAAAAAGACUAUGGCAUCUCCCGCGGCAUUGAUUUCCAGAACGUCGCAUGUGUUCUAAACUUCGACCUCCCGACAACCUCCAAAUCCUACACACACCGCAUCGGACGUACCGGACGCGCUGGCAAAACAGGCAUGGCACUGUCCUUCAUCAUACCCAAGGAAGAAUUCGGCAAGCACAAACCCACCAGUUACCCAACUGCAAAACACGACGAAGCCGUACUGGCCAAGAUCAUCAAACGGCAAUCCAAACUGGGCCAUGAAGUCAAACCCUACCAUUUCGAAAUGAAAAAAGUCGAUUCCUUCCGAUACCGCAUGACGGACGCGCUUCGUGCCGUCACCCGUCUGGCAGUGCAAGAGGCCCGCGCCCGCGAAAUCCGGCAGGAAUUGAUCAAGUCAGAGAAACUACGUCGGCAUUUUGAGGAGAACCCGGAGGAGCUGCGCCAGCUGCGACAUGAUGGUGAGAUCCGCGCCGUCAGGGUUCAGCCGCAUCUCAAGCAUGUGCCGGAUUAUCUGAUGCCUUCGAAGGGUAAAAAGGGCCUGGUGGCUACGGGGUCUGAGGGGUAUGUUGGGAUUGGGAAGACGAGUGAGAAUCGGAUUCGUAAGGCAAGGGAGAGGAAUAGGAAUAAAGGCAGACGAGGUGGUGCUGGAGGACGUAAGGCGGAUCCGUUGAAGACUUUUAAUGCAAAGGGAAGGAAGAAGUAAAUAUUCUAUUGCAUACGUCGGAGAUAUUGACAAUGGGUGUAAAUAAAUUAUUUGCAGAGCAGUUACGAGCGAGAUAAAACAUACCACUUUUA